This is a messenger RNA of Cyclocybe aegerita, 969 nucleotides long. NCBI's taxonomy places the organism in Eukaryota, Fungi, Basidiomycota, Agaricomycetes, Agaricales, Hemipholiotaceae. The record is from the annotation of a GenBank genome assembly.
AUGGCAAACUACCAGGCAACGAACGAAGUCAACUACGCUGGGCUCCUAAUUUGGGCAGUAAAUUCGAAGGGGAAUCGAUACGACGUUAAAGAAAUCAACCCACAUCCUGAACGACAGGAAGUCACGGUCGUUUUUGGCGUGAAUGUCCGGAAGCCUUGUAUUCGCUUCCAUAUUUUCUGGAGAACACUCAGAGAUCCAGGAUACCAGAGUGUUUGUCAGGUCUCGGUCUUCCCUUCAAACGCGGAACCUGCGUCCACGAUAUAUCGCUUCACGGGGAGAGAAGCGGAUCAGACGUACUUCACUGGAUAUUCCAACACGACGAACGGAGAACUGCUACGCGCGGAAGCAAACGAUCAGCUGUACAGCGUAGGGCCCUCGUUGAUCGCCACCGUGCGAUUAGACUUCAGACAACUCAAGGACAACCUCCCCACUGAAAGCAUCUUGAGGCUACAAACCCUCAACCAACAGUUCGGUCUCCAAUCCCUCGAUAACAUCGAAGGCGGUCGACAAGGUGUUCUCGACAACAACAUUCCCUAUGCGACGUUUGUUCUAGAAUUCCGUUGUGCUAAUGCCAAUAUGAUGCCCGGAACGAUUCCUGCAGCCAUUGGAGGGAAAACGAAGCGGGGAGGAGGCACAGAUUCUGCAGGGCAUGAUGCAGAAUUUCCUGUCAUUGCUCACAAGAGAGCGCAAGUCGCUCCGUCUGGGCGUAUGAACACAAGAAAUCCUUCCGGCUGCAUCGUUUCGCUCAACCAAGCUACCUUACCCUUGAGCGAGGAUGGUAGGGCAGCUGAUCCACAGCCGCGAGCUCUUGCGUCGAUUCGAUCAAAGAGGACAAGAGGCAUCGACACCGUUCAAGCGCUUCGGGCGGCAAAUGCAGAGGAAGCCGCUUUGGAAAAAGAAGCAGAGAAGGCAUUGAAGGAAAAGAUCGAGCGGAUCGAGCUCUUGCGUCAGGUUCUUGCGGAAUCAUAA